AUGAGUAGUAAACAUAUAUUGAUAUUAACGUGUUUUGGUUUAACAAAAAAUCCAACAGAUGGAUGUUAUAUGCUUGUAACAUUUCAAAUGCAGUCGAAUUUAAGAAAAUAUUUAAAAUUACAUCAUAAUGAACUUAAAUGGAAUGAAAGGAUUAAAAUUAUUCAUAGCAUAACAUAUGCACUUUUGAAUAUUUAUCGAGAAAAUAUAAUUCAUAGAGAUUUACAUUCUGGAAAUAUAUUAUACCAUCAAAUUGAUCAAACAUUUCGAAUUAGCGAUCUUGGAUUUUGUGGACCAGUUGACAAACCAUUAGAUAGUAUAUACGGAAACCUUCCUUAUGUAGCACCUGAAGUCAUUGCUGGAAACGGAACUACUUUUGCAUCUGAUAUUUAUAGUUUUGGUAUGCUUAUGUGGGAAGUUUCAUCUGGACAACCUCCUUUUAUUAAUUAUGCACAUGAUUUUGAUCUUGCAAUGAGAAUAAUCAAUGGAAUGAGACCCAAAAUAGUACCGGGGACUCCUUUAGAGUAUCAAGAAUUAAUGAAACAAUGUUGGGAUGCCGAUCCAAAAAAAAGACCCAAUGCUGAUAUUCUUAUUAAAAAACUCAUACAUUUACAAAAUCCAUACCAAAAUACAAUUUCAGAAACUAAUACAAAUAAUACGUUGGAAAUAAAUGAAACCAAUAUUAACGACACAAAAUUCCAUAACGAAGAUUCUUAUAACUUUAGCAUUGAUGAUAUUGAUAAUUCGAGUAAUAAGAGUAAUAAUACAUCAAGAUCAUACAAUAUUAUCUUCAGUAAGUACCGGGAAUUAGACCUUAAAGCUUCAAAGACAAAUUCAAGUAGUAAUGAUAAACAGAGUGAAAGUCCAACAAAAUUAUCAGACCCAAAUGAAGCAGAUGAUUAUAAAAGCAAAACUAUACAACAAACAAAAAAGCAUACAAGUAUCAUUGAAGAUAUUAGUAAAAAAUUAACCAAAACAUUUAGCCGAAUAAAAAUAAAUUCAAGUAAUAAUUAUUGUAUUCAAAACGAAGAUAAUGAAGGAAAAACCGGUAUUGUACCAAAAAUUUUUAAUUUAUAG
This is a messenger RNA of Funneliformis geosporum, 1074 nucleotides long. Lineage: Eukaryota; Fungi; Glomeromycota; Glomeromycetes; Glomerales; Glomeraceae. The record is from the annotation of a GenBank genome assembly.